CCACAGUUUCUAUAUAUUAAAGACCAAAAGGCUGAGCACUGAACUCUGCAAAAGUGAUCAAAGUGACGUGAAGAUGGUUAGGUACCUUAAAAACAUGGAAGAAUUGCAAUAUGCACUGCAACAAGCUGGUCCGAAACUUUUAGUUGUCAAGUUUUUUGCAUCAUGGUGUGGCAACUGUAGAAGGAUUGCCCCAGAAUUUGAAAAGCUAAGUGGUGAUUAUCCCAACAUUUUGUUGUGCCAGGUAGAUGUGGAUAAUGCAUCAAUACUGGCUCAACAGUUUCAAAUUCGCUCCGUGCCAACAUUCUUUUUCUACAAGGAUCAAAAUAAGAUUGAAGCGUUCAGUGGCGCUGACGUACCGAAACUAAGAGGAACAGUCGAUAGGUUAUGCUAAAUCACCAUUGUUUAUAGAACUACGUGUAGCCAAAUAUAAUGACUAUUUCUUUUUCUAUUAUUCUCAGGAAACAUUUGACUUCUUAUUUAAAAUAAAUUGGGCCCUAUGUGAUCUGUUGUACAGGUAAGGGAUUUGUUAUCCGGAAACCCAUUAUCCAGAAACCCAUAACCCUUUAUGGGAAGGCCAUCUGCUAUAGACUCCAUUUUAAUCAAAUUAUUUAGAUUUUUAGAAAUGAUUUUCUAUUUCUCUGUAAUAAUAAAACAGUACCCUGUACUUGAUCCCAACUAAGAUAUAAUUAAUCCUUAUUGGAUACAAAACAAUCCUAUUGGGUUUAAAUCAUUUUUAAUAGCACUUAAGGUAUAGGGAUCCAAAUUAUGGUAAGGUCCUGAGCAUUCUGAAUAACAGGUCCCAUACCUUUACUACUUUUUGUACCAUGGGUCAGCUUAUCAUGCUGUGUAAAAUACACAAAACAUCACUGUUUAAUUGGCAGGCAUCGACAUGUAAGAUAAAAUACACAUGGAUGCAAAUGUUUCAAAGAGAUCUGGGAGACUAAACUCUAGAGUGACUGUAUCACAUUGGAUUGGUGAAAAGGAAAAUUUACCAGAUACAGUGCAAUAUACAUAUGGGAUAAUUAGUAGGUUACAAACUUUGCCUAGUAAACCAACUGAUCACAUCUUUGCAAUAUGAAUAUCAAGGUUGAUGCAAGGGAGCAGUGGCAUAACUAGAUGUUACUGGGCACGACAGCAAAUUCAAUUUAGGGCACAAAAUAUUGUUAAGUUAACCAAUUCUCCCAAGAUAUAUUGAAGUUGCUCAUUAAUUAGGGCCUUAUUGGGCCCCCUACACUCCUGGGCCCUCUGUAGUUACGCCCCUGCAGAGGAGUUCCUGCCAUGAGGCAAGGUAAGAAACUGCUUAGGCAGCAACACCCCACAAGUUACCAGGUGCCCUUGCUAUUACCAGGUAUCUGGUAACUUUAAGAACAAAAUUUCCAGUUAUUAAAUGGACUUUGCACUAGGGAUGCACCCGAACCCCCUACUGGAAAGGUAAGCACAGGUGAGGGGGGGGGGACAUCACAAAAGCCACCUCAGGGUGGCAGAGGGGCAAGAGUUGCCUGGGAUGCACAAAUUUAAUAUGAUAGGAACAAUACUUCACAUACUGGGUCAGUUACUUAAUGUGAAGCCAGCAAAAUACUUGAGAGUUUACUGGAUCUUAAAGUCACACAACUACUUGAGAAACAACUAAGACACAAAUGCAGAUGGAGUAAUGCAAUUGCUAAUGUGACAACCCAUGUAAAGUCAUUCACAGUUUUAGCUUCUUUAUUUUCUCCCUACUGUAAUCUUUCCUUGUAACAUUACUAGCACAGAAAUCAGCAAUAUAUUGUUCUCUUUAGAUUGUGAUUAAACAAAUAUAGGUGCAAACUGU
Messenger RNA from Xenopus tropicalis (tropical clawed frog), 1810 nucleotides. Its product is annotated as thioredoxin. The transcript has 5 exons. Bases 74 to 391 code for a protein of 105 amino acids. Lineage: Eukaryota; Metazoa; Chordata; Amphibia; Anura; Pipidae. Gene Ontology annotation, biological process: cell redox homeostasis. The record is from RefSeq and is a predicted model, not a curated record.